AUUGCUGCAGUCUUCUGCUGAAAAAAAACUUUGUUGCGUCACCGAUGAUUGCGAUGAUAACGCACUCCAAAGUUCAAUCGUCGGGCGUGUUACCAUAAUAUUAUGUCAUAAAUGAAUAAUAAUAAUUUCAGAAUUAAUGUGCUAGGAGGCACCUGUAUAAUAUAAUAUAUGCGUAUUAUUUUUGAAUCGCUCUGUAUUAACGAUGAUAUAUUAUAAUAUUAUUAUUGUAAUAAAGUGCGUGCGGAUUUUGCGCGGCAAAACGAGAUCGGUCGGAGCCUUGUGCGUGCGGGCGCGAGCGAUUCGCCGCCGCCGACGAUGGCCUUCGACGCAGACGACUCGGCCGACGCCGCGCACAACGUUAUAAUAUUAUUAUUAUUAUUAUUAUUAUUAUUACAAUCGUAUAAUAAUAUGCGUGUGUGUCGUAAAAAACAUAAAAAAAAAAAAAAAAAUUCGGAAUCGAAAAAAAACAGCAUAACGCGCGUGCUGCAAAAGUGAGCGAGAGGGAAAACGCCGGACGGAACACAAUAAGUGCGUGCGAGCGUGCGCUGCGGUGGGUUGGUGGGUCGUCGGGCGGUUGGGUGGCGGAGGGGAACAGCCGUAAAACAAAAAAAUAAAAUAAAAUAAGCGGCGCGCGCGUAGCGAAAUAAUAUCGUCGAAAAAGUAAUGCCAUACCGGGUGACCCGUUUCGGGCGUUAACGAACCUAACCACCACGUUUCUGAAAACACCUAAACUCUUCUUUUACCCGAGUCUGGGGUCAACGUAUUUGGAAAAAAAUUGUGUCUUGUCAAGUGUUGCUAUACCCACGCGAGUCUCACGUUUUUCGUUUCCUGAGCGUUCGCAGAGCAUUUCGAUCUACAAAACUCGAAUUUCGGACGAGUUCAGUUUAUCCGGUCCAACGUUUAGCGGAUCGACCUAGUGAUCCACUCCUCCUCCCGCAGACUUUGAAAAAUAUACUAUUGUGAUAAUCAUAUUCCAAUAAACUACUCGUCCGAAAUUCGAAUUGUAAAUGAAAUUAUUAUUAUGUGGGUCAAGUGUGUGUUAUCGCAACAGUAGUGCUCUGGAAACGUUUUGCUUCGGACCCAGGCAAAUCGAAAAAGAGGGCAUUUUGGAAAUGACAACGAAAUUGUGGUAACAAACGUGUUGCAAAUCGUGAUGGGAAAAGAAAAUUUUCUAAAAACGCAUACUGUGGCUCUCGAACGUAACACGAUCGUGUUGCGGAACACCCGGUAUGCACGAAAAAAACCUUCGCGCGCGCGAUUCCGAUCUCUCUCGAGCGGCGUGUCGGCGGCGGCGGCGGGCAGCCGAAGGCCACCGGUCGCCACCGCCGCUCCGCAAUACGACGCAUAGCGAUAGCACCACGACAGCUACAACACAACGGCAGCAGCAGCAGCAGCAGCAUAUAAGGUCGAACGCAGUGUUGCAACGUGUAUGGACGCUGCAACACCGUGCACGCUCCCCGCACCGCGUCUCCGGCCCAUCCCCGCCCCGGCCGGGACGGCGGUCGGCGGCCGUCAUACACUCAGUGCGUCGACGGCGACCGAGGUCGGCCGACCCGACUGCGCGCGCCGCGCACCGUGUCGCACGGCGGCGGCGGCGGCGGCGGCCGUGGUCGAUACGCGCGAGGGGUAACAAAACGGAGAGCGAAAAUCACGUCCCGGCGGCCGCGACCCUUGCGUCACUGCGAUCGCGCGGCGGACGGGUGGCGGUGCGCGGGAUAGCCGGCAGACCCGCGCGAACGCAAUUCGCAGCGGCGGCGGCGGCGGCGGUGGUGGACGGAACGGACGGACGAGCGCGACCGGCGCGGCGGCGGGGAAACGUCGGCGGCGACGGCAACGGCGAAUGCGGCGGGCGGCGGCGCCGCAGUAUUCGCACAGUGCGCACGCUCGCGGUUAGUGCGAUUUUACCCGAUGCAAAAACGUCAGCGCGAAACUUCGCGACUCGUCAGUUUGACCUACUGCAUUAUGCCAUUUUCGCCUUCCGGUCCGCUGCUGCUGCCGUUCUGCGAGUGUGCGUCGCGCGUGUGUGUGUGUGUGUGUGAAUGAACGUGUGUGCGCGCGUUUUUUUAUCAGUGUGUGUGUGUGUGUGUGUGCGUACGCAAAGCGAGUGCGUUUUUUUUUUUUUUUGCUCCCCCAAUCACGAGAUUGCAAUUUUUUUCACUCACGUCCAUCGUGUCGAUUAAAUAAUUUUUGUAACACAAUUUUCCCGCAAACACGACAAAACACUCGCGGGGAGAGUAACUCGCCGCGCCAAGACCUGAAAAAAAACGCAACGACCGGGGGCUGCCACCUCGAUGCCAUGAACGUAUGACGGAAUCGUCCGCCGCGCCACAGCCUGCUGAUUGGGCCAUUGAUAUGUCUUUUUAAAUAUUGUCACAACAACAAUCUGGAAUGGACCCUCAGCAACAGUUCUGUCUUAAGUGGAAUAGUUUUAGUAGCAACCUUGUAACUGCAUUUGAUAACCUUUUCAAAUCGGAAAGUUUAACAGAUGUAUCAUUGUUUUGUGAAGGCAAAACAUUCAAAGCUCACAAACUAAUUCUGGCAGCAUGCAGUAAACAUUUUCAAGAAAUAUUUGAAGCUACUCCACUAGGAUCAAGUUUAAUUGUCAUACUUGAUGGGACAUCGUCUACAAACAUGGCAUCGUUACUUGAGUUCAUGUACCGUGGGGAAGUACAAAUAUCUCAAGAGAGGCUCUCUAGUUUUUUAAAGACAGCAGACAAUUUACAGGUUAAAGGCCUGUCAUUUGAGUAUGAUAAAUUGUCACUCACAAGUCAGCGUGAACAAGGUAACAGUGAAAACAAAACAGCAAAUGAUUCUCCAAGACCAAAACAAAAUGGAUCCGCAGAAGCUCAACUUCCCUCUACCUCAUUUAAUCCACUCCCAUAUAUAACAUGUCAUUAUCGUCAAACAACUGUACAUUCAGAUCAGCAUCCUUCAUCACCUGACCCCCAGAGAAAUAAUAAACGAGCGCACCAUAACAAUCCCAACUCAACGCCAGUUUCCGAUACACUUGGUGUUCGAGCUUCUGUCUUAAGAGAUGGUUCCAGACCCGAACGUGAAUCUCCUCUUUCUAUGACCUACUCUUCACAUUCAUCAUCGCAUCUGGAAAAUUCUCAUCAGCCCCAAACAAAUAAUUCUGGUCCUGUAGACGCUACUACUUCAUCACAUCAUUACCGUAAUGUGACUACUAAUAACUGUGGAGAAGAUCUGCGAAUUAAAUCUGAACCUGCAACAACGGCACCAAAUUCUGGGGAAUUUCCACAAAUUACAAAUACGACCAAUGAAUGGAAAACACCAGAUAAUGGGACAACACCACCAUCUCCUUCGAAUCACUCGUGGAAGAUAGAUACAUCCCAUAAAAACGUUGUUUCAACUCUAACUCCUGAUGGUAAAAAAUUACAAUGUCCAUAUUGUGAACGGUUAUAUGGUUAUGAAACAAAUCUUAGAGCUCAUAUAAGACAGAGGCAUCAAGGGAUUCGAGUUCCGUGUCCUUUCUGUGCUCGAACAUUUACACGGAAUAAUACAGUGAGACGGCACAUCGCCAGAGAACACAAAACAGAAAUUGCAGUGAAAUCAAAUCCAACAUUUCCACAAACUGCAAAUCACAAUCAAUAACUCUAAACAAAUCUACCUCUUUCCCAAAUAUUUUACCCUCCCCAACACUAUAUAUAAUAUAUCUACCUCUCCUUAAGCAUUAAUCAUACCACCAGUUGAAUAUAAAAUAGUCUGGUACAUAAGCAAACUGCAGACUAACUGCCUUUAAAGUACAAAUGUAAACCAUAAACACUUCUGCAACUAUUAAGACUGAUGAAGGUGGUGUUAGUUUUUAGGUGAAAAUACAUUUUUAUGACACCGCCUUCAAUGUGAAACUUACCUCAAUGAUUUUUACACGUUAUAUAUUCAAAUAUAACUUAUAAUAUAUUAUUUAUAAUAUUAAAAAUGUUAAUGUUGAUUCUGUGGAUUGCUUAUGUCUCCAUAAGUUAUAGUAAUACGCUGUUAGUUAAGUCAUUAAGCAGCUCUCUUAUCAUUUAUUGUGUAUUGAUAAAAAAAAAGUGGCUUUGAAUGGUACAUUUUAAUAUAAUUUGUAUUCAUUUUUAUAAGUAAUUGAAAUCGGUUUUCGUUGUUAAUUGUUAGCUUGUAUUCUAGAAAAUUCAAGCCCUUAUUUAAAAAUGGGGUUUAUAAUAUUGCCUCGAGGGAAAGGGGGGAUUAUUAGCUUUAUUGUUAAAUUUUGAUGUGGACUCUUUGGGUUAAUAGCUCUAAAUUAUACAUAUUUAACAUUGAGGUAUUAAUAACUUCUCAUCUAGUAUUUGAAACGAUGUUAUGAAUUUGAUUGUUUAGGUAUUGAAUUAUAAAUGUGUUGCAUUUUUUAAGAAAAAUUUAUUUCAAGUACAUCUGAAUUAUGAUACUAUGCACGUGGAUUAACAUUAUAUAAAAUUUUAAUUUAUAAUUAAUAUAUUUACAGCGUGUAAUGUUUCAUUUAUAGUCAGAAUAAUUUCCAAGUAUAAAAAAAAAAGAAGGAAAUAUUAUUAUUAGAAAAUAGAGACAAAGCCUAGAACAAUCUAUUAACAAAAUAUCAUAUUUUUAGUGUAAUACACUAUUUGUAUUACCAGUAUGCUUAUUUAUACACUGUUGUAAUUUGUAUUUUGAAUGCAUUACACUUGGUGAACAUAUUAGUUAAAAUCUAUUAUUAUUGCAUUAUAUAUUGUACCUGAUUAAAAAUUUUAAUUCAAUUCAAAUAUCUUAAAAACAAAAAUGUACCAUUCAUUUUCCAAAAUGUAACCGUUAAUGUUUUUUUUUAAUACUAGUCAUAUAAUACUGCUCCACUAGUCACAAUAUAAUCGAAGCCAGAAUUUGUUUUUAUUGUGUUAUUAUGCAUACUUAAAAUAAUUGUAUAUUAUAUAUGUAUACCUUGAUUAUAAAUCCAAAUAGAAAUUUAUUUUUAUAUUUGGAAUCAAUGUUAAAGCGCUUGUCGUUCGCAUACAUCUUUAUAUUAAAAAAAUUUGUUUUAGGCAUAUAUUUUUUUCUUGAUUACAUUUUUAUGUAGUCAAUGACACAUUUAAUAAUUCAAUUAAGACGUCAUCGCUACUUUAAUUAAAUAACUUGUUUCGGCUUAAUGUACAAAUUUUAAAUUAAGUAAAUAUUUUAUGUUUAAAAAAAAAAAUAUAAAAAAAAAAAAUUUAAAAAAAAUAUUAACAAUAAUAUUAUUAAUAAAGUAUAAAAUGAGGCGAACUGCGGCGGAGACAUAAGUCAAUAAUAUAUACUUACCAUUUCGCCUCGUGUAGUUUUAAUGUAACGAUAGUACAAGUAUUUUUAAUACCACAUGUUAUAGUUUUUAUUAGGUUAAGCUGUUUUAUUAUUUAUUUUGUUAUUUAAACCAUUAAGAAUUUUAUUAUAUGUUUUUGCCUGUUUCAUAACUAAAAAACGUAUACCUACAUUAUUUUCGCAGUCACUUUACACACUAAACAAACUGUAAGAUUCAAAAUUUUUUUGCAUAUUUAUUUGUUAUUUUGGUUUGUCUUACACAGGUAAAUUGGUUGGUCAUUAUGUUUAUUUUGUUUUUUUAUGUUUCAUUACAUAAUUUCCAACUGUUAAAUGGCACUAAACCUUUUUCUUAUUUAUUUUGUGUAAGAUAUGCCAUUCAUAACAUAUUAUUUUUAUAAUUAAUUAUUAUUAUUAUUGUUACAAGCAUUUUAUUAUAUGAUUUAUUAAUCUUUUUUUUUUUUUUUCGUUUAGUGAUAAUUGAAACAAAAUGAUUACCGUGUUUGGUACAUAACUCAGAGUACAAUUUGGUGUCUUAAGUAAAGUUUAUUAGUAAAGAAAUAUAUGAUAUUAUUUGGGGAAUUUUUUGCACUAAAAUUAAGGUGCAGACAAUCUGUAAUAUGUUUGUUCAGUAUUCUGUUAUAAGUUAUGACAUUCCACAUUUAGAGUGACGUUAAGUGUUAAUUCUUUAUUGUUGUUAGGUAAACAUCACUUUAAGAAAUUAUAUAGUAAUAUUUUUAAUGAUGACCUAUAGUACAAAUUGACUACCUCCACUUCUGAUAAGUUUUAGAAUAAUUAAAUUAUAUAAAUUAGGCUAAUAUUAUCUAAUUCAUAUCUAUAGUUUUUUGUUUAAGUAAGUUUUAAUAUUAUUUUAAUUAUCAUUAUUAUUGUAAUCAAUGUAAAUCAUUGUUUCCUAAUCCAUCUACCUCUUUUUUUUUUUAAAUAUAUAUUAAUAAUAUGAUUUUGUAAAAAUAUAGUACAAAACAGUGCAAAAAAUUCCUCCGUUUAUUUUCUUUCUUUCAUUUUCUAAAUGUACAAAGUUAAUAUUAAUAGUUAAGUAAUAUAGGAUUAUAAAAAAUUGUGUUGUUAUGUUAAUGUUGCUGAUUUGUAGGUAUUUUGUUAGUGUUUGAAUUUAUUCCAUGUGUCACCAUUUUGAGUAAAUAUUUAAUCUAGUAUGUAAGUUUUGCUGUGAUUAUUCUGUUUAUACCAUUUGUAUAGUUUCACUGAAUCAGCCAUUUAUAUUCUUUUUUAAAUGUAUUUAUUAAUUUGUUGUUUACAUUUCAAUUGCUUGCAAAUCAAUGUUAUACAAUUAAAACACAAGAAAAUAUUUUUAAAAAGAAAAAAAACUUGCUUAAGUAUGUUAAUUUGCAGGUACAUUUUUCAAGACUUUUGUAUAUAAUUUUUGUGAGUUACAAAAGAACUUGUUAAAUUGUCAGGGUAUGUUUUGAUUGUAUUAUGUCUAUUCUCUGGUGGAAAUCAUCAAAUUAACAAAUUUCUUACAUGACUGGCUGAUUUAUAAAUUAAUUGAUGAUAAAUUACAAUAUAAUUUUUUUUUUGA
This is a messenger RNA of Metopolophium dirhodum (rose-grain aphid), 6814 nucleotides long. It is a transcript of the gene chinmo, whose product is annotated as zinc finger protein chinmo. The record is from RefSeq and is a predicted model, not a curated record. Gene Ontology annotation, biological process: regulation of transcription by RNA polymerase II. The transcript is spliced from 7 exons. The coding region runs from base 2389 to 3612 and encodes 407 amino acids. Gene Ontology annotation, cellular component: nucleus. NCBI's taxonomy places the organism in Eukaryota, Metazoa, Arthropoda, Insecta, Hemiptera, Aphididae. Gene Ontology annotation, molecular function: protein binding.